GUCCCAAGCAACACAACAACACAACACGCGGCAGCAACUCAAUUCCAGCUCACGUUUCCCGUCGGUCCCGGUUCCACUUCCGUCUACGCUUCCCGAUCCCAUCCCAUCCCCUUUGCGCCCUGUUUCUUUUCUCCUCGUCGCCGGAACCUCGGAGCCGCCCCCUCAUCCCCAGGAGGGCCAGGGAGCAAUCCUCCCCCGCGCGGCCACUCGACGCGGCGGACGUCGCUCUCCAAACCGCCAGCGGCAGCGCACCGUCGCCGUCCCGGUUCCGCCCGAGUUCGAUUCGGUCCCAUAACUUGGCCCGUUGGUUGAGUUGGCCUACAAAGUCCACUGAGAAAGAUGAGAGCAGCAGUAGCUCGCUCGCUACGGCAGCUUCGCCGUUUGGCUCGUCACCACGCAGAUGGCCGCACACCAGUAAACAGAUUGACCAGGCAGCAGAACGCCCUCAUCUUGCGUAGUUCGGCAUCCCGCUCACUGUGCACAGUGCGCCAUAAUGAUGAACUUGGCAGAUUUGUGAGCCCAGCUGUGGAGUCACUGAGGAACAUGUUCUCCACUGCCGCAGCUGAUUCGAUUAAAGAUGUUCCACGAGGUGGACCGAUGGUGGAAUAUGAGAAGAGAAUUGCAUCAGGAGAUCUUGUAGAUGGGGAUAGCUUUCAGGUUGACACGAUUCAACAAUUACAAAGGCUUUAUGAGGAUCUUGUAGAGAAUGAAGAAGCCUGUCAGCUUGAUAGAUAUCAGUCAUCUGAGAAAUCUGGAAGGAGAAGAUGGCUAUGGUCUCGCCUCAUUGCUCAGCCUUCUACCCAUUCACCAGUAAAGGGAUUGUAUCUAUAUGGAGGGGUCGGUACAGGGAAGACGAUGCUUAUGGACUUGUUCUAUGAGCAACUGCCAGCUAAUUGGAGGAAAAAGCGGAUUCACUUUCACGAUUUCAUGUUGAAUGUUCAUAGUCGCCUGCAGAUGCAUAAAGGUGUUUCAGACCCCCUUGAUAUGGUAGCAGCUGAGAUUUCAGAUGAAGCCAUAAUAUUAUGUCUUGAUGAGUUUAUGGUAACUGAUGUUGCUGAUGCUAUGAUACUGAACCGCCUGUUCAGACAUCUGUUCAGCAAAGGCGUUAUUCUAGUUUCGACUUCUAAUCGCGCUCCAGAUCAGCUAUAUGAAGGUGGCCUGCAGCGAAACCUUUUCUUACCUUUCAUUGACACCUUGAAAGAAAGGUGCAUUGCACACCCCAUUGGCUCUGCAGUAGACUACCGUCAACUGGGUUCGGCUGGAGAAGGUUUCUAUUUUAUUGGAAAUGAAUGCAGUACAGUUCUUAAACAGAAAUUCCAAUCUUUGAUUGGAGAUGAGGAACCUACUCCUCAAACAGUCGAAGUCGUUAUGGGACGGCAUUUGCAGGUCCCACUGGGAGCAAAUGGAUGUGCAUAUUUCCGGUUUGAAGAUCUUUGUGACAAACCUAUAGGCGCAGCGGACUAUUUUGGGCUAUUUAAGAAGUUUCACACCCUUGCAGUUGAAGGUGUCCCUAAGUUUGGAUAUCAUAACAGAACUGCAGCGUAUCGGUUUGUCACGUUGGUUGAUGUAAUGUAUGAGAACAAGGGGAGGCUAUUAUGCACAGCCGAGGCCGAGCCGAUAGAGCUAUUCAAGAACGUCGUGACGGUCGCUGAAGCACAAAAAAGUUCACCUAGAUCUUCACGCUCGCGGAAAAGUGACGAUCCUGAUCUCUGUGUGGACAAUGAGCUAGGAUUCGCCAAAGAUCGUUCGAUUAGCAGGUUGACAGAGCUCAACAGCAGAGAGUACUUGGAGGACUUCGAAGCAAAAUGGCAACAGCCCCUGCACGCUCUAGAUGACGGUGGCGAUGUCGUACUAGCAUGAGUGGCAGGGUUUCGUGUUCUAAGACCGUAUUAUAGUUUUGUUAUAAAUAUUAACCCGCCCGGCUCAGGGAGGAAUGGGAGAAAUGUUGGUUUUCCUGUCAGUGGUGCAUGUAAUUUCAGUGUGCCGUGAUGUAAGCACUUCUGCAUGUAAAUCUGCAAAAAAUGUCACACUUGUAGAGAAUUUGUGACCUGUCUUGCUGGAAUUCUAUCCUAUCCUUUAUAUGAAACUGGAAAUCUUCAGUUAGCGAA
Messenger RNA from Hordeum vulgare subsp. vulgare (domesticated barley), 2108 nucleotides. Its product is annotated as AFG1-like ATPase. Gene Ontology annotation, molecular function: ATP binding; ATP hydrolysis activity. The record is from RefSeq and is a predicted model, not a curated record. Gene Ontology annotation, cellular component: cytoplasm; chloroplast; mitochondrion. NCBI's taxonomy places the organism in Eukaryota, Viridiplantae, Streptophyta, Magnoliopsida, Poales, Poaceae. Bases 340 to 1860 code for a protein of 506 amino acids. The transcript is spliced from 15 exons.